UUAUUUUAUGUUUUAGUUGUGGGAUUCAGUGGGUGAAUGUCAAGUUGUGGACGGAUUGUUAUUCUACAGAUCCCCUGCCUCACAAUUGCUAAUGUCUGUUUCUCUGUAUUCGCUGACCAUAACCGUAUCUCUUUUAUAAUAGAAUGGCAGACAGUCCUGCAAAGCACAAUGCACUCUUGUGUUUUGGCAGGAAAGGAUGUUGACACAAUUCAAUCAUUCCGAGAAACUCUCUGAAUCAAACUCUCUUUGAUAGUCCUGACUAAUUUGGUUUUUCUAAAACAGGGUGACACUGAGAAUCCCUUCAAGUCAUUGAAGUUUGCAUGGACUGUGAAGUUCCUCUUGUGAUGCAACUUGUCCACAUCACAGUUCAUGUGCUUCAGGGAAGUUCAAUUAGCAAGCUUUGCUUGCACGGUUUUCGUUUCUGGAAUAGAUGAUUGCUUGAAGCUGUCUGUAUCUGUGGAGAGGUAAGGUUGGGACGAUAUCUGGACGGUGAACAGAAGAAAAAAGACGGAAAAUUGAGUUUUAUGUAUUCCGACAGUAUGAUUCCUCCUUACGCAACAAUGGUGGAUCCGCCUGUCUACGAGAAGCGUGCCGACGCUUUACUCCCACCUUGGUUGAAGGACGAACCCGAAAUCGUAACCGGUCGCAGCCAUGAUCCAGAUGCUUUUAUGCCCUGCAACUCACAAACUGCUCCAUUCGCUACUUUUCACAACCUUCCGAGUCCCCUUGAGUACGAUGGACCAUUGACUGAAGCACCAUGGAACAAAGAGACACCAGUGAACCCCACUUACCGAGGCCCAUACCCCAACGAAUACCGUCAUUCCUCACCGUUUGCUAUUACAGAUAAUUACAAACAGCCACCGCAGCAACUUCGAGAUAGAGACGAUGCGCCUUGGGACAAAAAAUUGCCUGAUCAGAUACCAGUCCGGGGUAGUGGAGUCCAUGAGCAUUCCAAUUUGCCAUCCUCACAGACUGCCCCGUUUGCGACGACUGAAAACUUCGAGCAUCAAAAGCAGUACGACGGGCCGAUGCCGGAUGCUCCAUGGAAUAAAGACCAGAGGCCAGCCUCUCAACAAAAAGCGCCAAAUGAAGAUUACUCGAAGAACGUCCCUUACGCAACUGCUGAAAAUAUGGGUCAUCAAGAAAAGUCAACAAGGGAGAUCGAAGUAGCUCCAUGGAAUAAGUUCCAGUCUCCCGUAAAUUCAGGCAAGGGCAAUGAAUACCACGGGCCUACAGGCUCCGCCAACUCUCACACAGCUCCAUAUGCUACCUUAGACAAUCGCACUAUUCCAAAGCCGAACAGAGCUGCGGGAUUUCAAGCGCCAUGGGAUCGAGAUGAAGUGCAUUACAAAAGGUUUCCACCGCGAUUCGUUUCUGGAGAUGAAGGCUUCUUCAGUGCUCCCUAUGCAACGGAACCUAGAUGAACUUCCGUUCUUGGAAAGGUAUAGCUGUGGAGCUUUCAUGUGAGCGCGAUACUGUGAAUUGGGUGCUUGUGGCUUGAUGAUUUUUCAUCGUGACAAUAAUCGAUGAGCUAUCAUUGUCAAGUUUAUAGACAACAUUGCUGUGACUCUCGGUUGGCGAGUCAAGUAACCAGACACCCGAAGACAUGCAACUGCUUUUGAAUAAGUUUAGUAGUCGUCAUUGGUGGAACUCUCAGAAACCAACUCGUUGCAAAGGUAAUGCUAAGUUCAGUCGAUUCAGAAAUCAAGCGAGAAUGCACCACAUGCAAAUCACAACAAUUCUUUAUUGCAAGAAACUCGUAAAGGCGCUUGCAGGAGAUUUCUUGACUCCCGUAGGAACACCAUGAGCGUCACAAGCGUGAAAAAUAUAAAUAAAAAGAAUAUUGUAUUUUUGCAGCGAA
Molecule: messenger RNA, 1861 nt
Organism: Physcomitrium patens
Lineage: Eukaryota; Viridiplantae; Streptophyta; Bryopsida; Funariales; Funariaceae
Source: RefSeq, a predicted model, not a curated record